Hypoxylon trugodes is the source of this 1263-nucleotide messenger RNA. RefSeq lists its product as uncharacterized. The record is from RefSeq and is a predicted model, not a curated record. The transcript is spliced from 2 exons. NCBI's taxonomy places the organism in Eukaryota, Fungi, Ascomycota, Sordariomycetes, Xylariales, Hypoxylaceae. The coding region runs from base 208 to 903 and encodes 231 amino acids.
CAAGCCCUUCAGCUAGCCACAUGCAUCUCAAUGUGGUAGGCGGGCCACAGCCUGCCUCGCAUGGUGACAUUCCCCCUCUUAAAAGAAAAUACUAAUUGUGCGCCUUCCUGGGGACUUAAUGCUCUUAGAGCAUUAGGUUAUUCUAACAAUUAUCCCUAUAUAUAUCGACAUUAUAAAAUAUAGCUAGAUACUGCUAAAUUUACAAAUAUGGCUGACAUUGCUCGAAACGCAGCGGAACAAAGGACUGGAAUGGCUAGUUGCGAGUCGUGGAAAAAGGCAUACAUGCAACACCAUGAAAAUCUAGUUACACUUGUCUCGCCGAGAUGGGCUAUAGGAGACUUUAUAAUCCGGCUGGUAUAUAAAAUGUAUGGGAAAACACCAUCGGUACCAGGCAGAGGAUUGGGGUUUCGCGCUAGCUUCGCCGAAAUGCAAAGGAUAUAUAUGAAAGCUCUACAGAUCGACCUUAUUGAUAUCGGUGUACAGCUGAGAUUUGACCAGACGAGACAGAACACAGUGAAUUGGGACGCCACGCGGGGGAGGUUAAAUGAUAUGGAAUCAAAGCUGAAGAUGUACAUACAAGCUGUUCGCGACUACGAAUACAUGACUGAUGCUACGCAAAAACGAUACGAUAUGUUCAUCGCCUCAUCCGAGCGAUACCAAGACGGCGUGCACCUGGUCGCCUCGAUAGUCAAGGCCGAAAAAAGAAUUAAAGAUUUCAAAGAAAUAGAACAGAAACAUCCAUUACCUACUGGUCCUUGGGAGAAAGACCCCCAAGACGGAGAACCCGUUCCUAUCGGAGGGACUCGGAACGCCGGUGUCCAAAGUCUGUUGCGACGGGCGCUCAUAGUGCGGAUCGGUCUAGCAUUACUAGGCUCCGCAUUCUUGGUUGGACCAAUAUGGUAAAGAGGGACCUAAUCUUUGACUUGGGGGCUUCAACGGUAGCUAUAACAAUCUUCGGGUUACUCCUUGCGCUCGUUGUCGAUAAAGGAGACCAGGUCUUUGCGGGUACACUUGCUUAUGCAGCUGUACUUAUGGUAUUUGUAGGGGUUAUCAUUCAGCAGGAACCGCCUAAUUAGACAAUACCUAUAUUCUUUCGUGGCGUUGUUACUACAAGUAUCACGGCCUACUUGUCUAUAUUAGACGGACCCGGGGUGAUGGUGCAAUCGCUUCCAACCAUUAGAAUUUAUUAUUGCAAAUUCAUUUGAGAGGAUCUUACUUUGGCAGCUUUUGAUUGCUCUUUUUGUCCCAAUGGCCGAGUACAUG